Molecule: messenger RNA, 195 nt
Organism: Chaetomium strumarium
Lineage: Eukaryota; Fungi; Ascomycota; Sordariomycetes; Sordariales; Chaetomiaceae
Exons: 2
Coding region: 1-195 (64 amino acids)
Source: RefSeq, a predicted model, not a curated record
AUGCCCAGCGCGAUCCGGCCACGGGCCGAUCUCUUCAGCUGGAACUUGGAGCCGAGGCGGCGGAGAGCCACGUACCGCAUCUUCCGGGUCAGCGCCGCGACGGUCAAGGCGGCGUACAUCCACAGCCUCUUACUGUCCGCCAGCUUCGUGCUGCUCUGCAUCCCCAGCUUUCUCACCUGGAGUGGGACGGACUGA